Messenger RNA from Phacochoerus africanus (Common warthog), 3289 nucleotides. It is a transcript of the gene TRABD, whose product is annotated as TraB domain containing. The transcript is spliced from 11 exons. The record is from RefSeq and is a predicted model, not a curated record. The coding region runs from base 975 to 2174 and encodes 399 amino acids. NCBI's taxonomy places the organism in Eukaryota, Metazoa, Chordata, Mammalia, Artiodactyla, Suidae.
UCUUCCUGGCUUGCAGACAGCUGCCUUCUGCCGGGCCCUCUCGAGGCCGGCAGCGCCUGGCCCUCCUCUGCCCCGAAGGCUCUAACCCCGUCACAGGCCCGUCCUCAUGACCUCACCUAACCCUGCUCAUGUCCCCAAGUCCCCACCUUCUGAUUUCACCCCACUGGGGUGAGGGCUUCAAAAUACGAAUUCGAGGGGGACACACUACGGUGCAUGGCAGUGAGACCCAGGAGAGGGGACGGUGCCCGGGCUGGGCAGGUGGGAACCCAGGGCCUGCCGCCCACACCGUCUGGUGUCCUGGGGUCAGCCAGCAAACCGUUCUCUGGGCUCCCGCGAGCACCUUGCCGCGGCCCGGGGCUCCCCCUGCCCGGUGAGCGGGUGUGUGCUCUGGGGGGGGCCGGCCAGACGGGCCCUCCUGAGGCUGUCAGAUUCCCUCAGGUUUGGCGUUUGUCUCCUGGAAGCAUGUGUUCUCUGCUUCUGUCAUCUGUGUGGAGCCGGCUGAUGGGGGCGCCCUCUCCGUAGGCGAGUCUCCCGAAAGCAGGUGGCCCUGGGUUUUGUUCUGCCCUCCAUCUUGGGGACAGGAGGCCACACUUCAGCAGAGGGAAGCCCACCGAGGUCUAGAGGGCACAGGCCAAGGUGCCAUCUGAGGGUGGCAUGCCGUGUGCCGACAGUGGAACGGCUGGGGGGCUGCCGACCACCCUGGCCCUGGCGGCGGGUCGAAGCGGCCUCUGCCCAAGGCCACGCAGUGCUGGGGGGGGCGGUCUGAGGUCUGGCCCCCCUGUGGCCGGCCCCCGCAGCACCGUUCCUGGCCGCUGGCCUGGUGUCUUCCCAGGCCCUGCUCCCUGGAGAGCCAGCUCCCCGCUGGGUGAGGGGACGGGGUGCCCGGAUCUGGCAGGAGUGUCUGCUUUGUGCGAGCUCCACAAGGCCUCGGCUGGCAGGCUUCACCCUCUGGUGCCGGGAGCUGCCGCCCAGCCAUGGAGGCGCAGGAGGAGCAGCCACCUCGCGAGGCUGACACGGAGCCCGUCGUGACCUCAGGGAUUCCGGAGGUGGUGCCCAGGGCGCUUCGCGGAGACCCACAGAGCCUGUGUGCGUGCUCCCCAGCCGAUGUGGAUGCCUUCAACCUGCUGCUGGAGAUGAAGCUGAAGAGGCGGCGAGAGCGGCCAGACCUGCCACGCACGGUGACCGAGCUGGUGGCCGAGGAUGGCAGCCGGGUGUACGUGGUGGGCACAGCUCACUUCAGCGAUGACAGCAAGAAGGACGUGGUGAAGACCAUCCGGGAGGUGCAGCCCGAUGUGGUGGUGGUGGAGCUGUGCCAGUACCGCGUGUCCAUGCUGAAGAUGGACGAGCGCACGCUGCUGCGGGAGGCCCGGGAGGUCAGCCUGGAGAAGCUGCAGCAGGCCGUGAGGCAGGGGUCCCCAGAAGGUGCGGGCAGAGGACCCGAGGGCUGCGCUGGAGGAGAGAACGGGGUCAUGUCCGGGCUCAUGCAGAUGCUGCUGCUGAAGGUGUCGGCCCACAUCACGGAGCAGCUGGGCAUGGCCCCGGGCGGCGAGUUCAGGGAGGCGUUCAAGGAGGCCAGCAAGGUGCCUUUCUGCAAGUUCCACCUGGGCGACCGGCCCAUCCCCGUCACCUUCAAGAGGGCCAUCGCGGCGCUGUCCUUCUGGCAGAAGGUCAAGCUGGCCUGGGGCCUGUGCUUCCUGUCGGACCCCAUCAGCAAGGACGACGUGGAGCGCUGCAAGCAGAAGGACCUGCUGGAGCAGAUGAUGGCGGAGAUGAUCGGCGAGUUCCCCGACCUGCACCGCACCAUCGUGUCCGAGCGCGACGUCUACCUGACCUACAUGCUGAGGCAGGCGGCCCGCCGCCUGGAGCUGCCGCGCGCCUCUGACGCGGAGCCCAGGAAGUGCGUGCCCUCCGUGGUGGUGGGCGUCGUGGGCAUGGGCCACGUCCCCGGCAUCGAGAAGAACUGGACCACCGACCUCAACAUCCAGGAGAUCAUGACCGUCCCCCCGCCGUCCGUCUCCGGCAGAGUGGCCCGGCUGGCCCUGAAGGCCACCUUCCUGGGCCUCCUGGGCUACAGCCUGUACUGGAUGGGGCGCCGCGCCGCCAGCCUGGUCCUGGCCCUGCCCGCCGCCCAGCACUGCCUGCAGAGGGCGGCCGGGGCCUGGCCGCACAAGUAGGAAGGACGGAGGGAGCCGCCGCGUCCGAGGGCUGCUGAGGGGUGCGGGGCCGCCGCCGAGGAGCUCCUGGGGGCCGUCCCCAGGGGGGUCCAGGCCCGCCUGCCCUCCCUCCCGAGCCCAAAUAAAGAAUCAUUGAACCGUCUGAGCUCAGGCCUCACAGCAGCCCCUCCGCCCCCACCCUGCAGGCCCUUAGGAGGUUCACGGGCGGCGGCAGGUCAAGCCGGCGGGGGCUCCCCUCGGGCCUCCCUCCCUCACUGUGCCUUCUCUCCGCCGGGCGGGGGGCCCUUGCUCUGGGUGCUGGGCCGGUGCUGGGAAGGGCAGCCCGGCCCACGAGGCCCUUGGUGGGGCUCCCGGGGGCGUCCCCCCCCCACCAAAGGGCGGCUUGGCCGAGCUUGGCGGCCCCGGACUUUGCCAGCAAGGGCUCUGCCUGCAGAGAUUAUGUGUUUUUGGCCGUUAAAGAUGUCUGAACCUUUUUUACUCAGGUAAUUUUUAACUUAAACUGAAGCAAAUGUCAGGAAACACUAGCCUUAAAUCCAGUUGGGACAGGGAGUCUCAUCCCGAGAAGGGGGGGAAGGGGGGCGCAUGGGGAGGGUCGGCUUCGGCGCUGGGAAGCCAGGCCAGCCUCCAGACGCAGCCCUGCCCGCUGCCCCUGGCCACCUGCCGCCAGCAGGGCUCCAGGGCUGCCGCCGGCUCAACUGUGAGCUUGCAGGCCGGGGACCUCGAACCUGCGCCUUGUGCAUCUGGAGGAGGGUCCUGGGAUCCCACCGACCCUCAGGGGAUAGAAGCAAGGGCCCGCCAGCUGGCACGGGAACCCCCUUGGGGCGGGAGACAGGCCCAGGGCCUAGCUGACCCCAUGCAGCCCCUGCGCCUGGUCGUCACCCGUCUGCGAAGUCCCUUGGUCACCUGUUUACAGCGUAGCAUCUGUGCACCCCGUCUGGGGCCCAGGGCCAUGUUUGAUGGUGUUUGUGUUGACUCCAUGUCUGACUAAAUCAGGUGAAACCCACGGCCGUGAGCUGGGCCGAGGAGCCUCGAGCUGGGCCGUGUCCUUCCUGUCAUCCACCCACGUGUACGUGUCCCUCAGAGCUGAAAUAAAAUCUAAUUUUGGAAGCCUGUUA